UUGAGCCUCGCGACCUCGGGCCAUUGAUGAUCCACUUGCAAUUCCGACACCUCGGACAGUUCACCGAGUUCUGUAGGUGAAGGCCGUACAGCACUCAAAGAUGCCUGCCGUCCCAGACCGAGCCGGGAAGUCUGUCGUUGUGCAUAUGUCAAAUGGUCCGAGAGUGGUUGGUGGGAAUAGACUUCCUCGUACCUUCCAGCCUCGUGCCUUCCACCUGGAGAUAUGACGGAGUUAGGCAAUGUGUCGAGCGACGAUCAGCCUAUUGUAUCAUCGACGGCUGAGAUGAUAUAUAAUCCAACAUUGCCCCUUCUACGACAAAGGCAAUAAUCUGGUUUCAAUUCACAUCGUACCCCAAUCAAACGAUCAUGACACGCGUACUUCUGACUGGAGGCUCCGGCUUCAUUGCCGCCCACGUUCUCGACAUCCUCCUUGAGCAUGGUCAUUCGGUCGUGACGACUGUUCGUUCACAAGAAAAGGCCAACAAGAUCAAGGAGGCUCACCCCAACGCUUCCGAGAAGCAGCUCUCCUUUGCCAUUGUUGAGGAUAUCGCACAAGAGGGUGCCUUUGACAAGGCCAUCGUCUCCGAUCCUCCUUUCGAGGCUGUCAUCCACACGGCCUCGCCUUUCCACUUCAACGUCACUGACGUUCAGAAGGAGCUUUUGGAUCCUGCUGUCAUCGGCACGACUUCCGUCUUGAAGUCGAUCAAGAAGAGCGCACCUUCCGUCAAGCGCGUUGUUAUUACAUCCAGUUUUGCUGCCAUCAUCAACGCCUCCAAGGGCAACUGGCCUGAUCACACUUACACCGAGGCCGACUGGAACCCAAUCACACACGAGGAAGCACUCCAAAACCCCGCCAAUGGCUACCGUGCCAGUAAGACUUUUGCCGAGAAGGCUUCUUGGGACUUUGUUGAGAAGGAGAAGCCCAACUUCACCAUCUCGACCAUUAACCCUCCCCUUGUCCUUGGGCCCAUUGUCCACUACUUGAACUCGCUCGACUCGCUGAACACCAGCAACCAGCGUAUCAGAGACAUCUACCAGGGCAAGGCUAAGGAGCAGAUCCCAGAGACCGGAACCUUCCUGUGGGUCGAUGUUCGUGACCUUGCACUCUGCCACGUCAAGGCCAUCGAGGUUGAGGCUGCAGCCAACAAGAGAUUCUUCGUCACUGCUGGACACUUCUCCAACAAGGAAAUUGCUCAGAUCAUCAAGAAGGAGUACCCCGAAACUCAAGGCUUGCCCUCGGACAGCACGUCGGGCGGCGACUACCCCAAGGACGGAGUCUACAGCUACGACAACAGCAGAACCAAGGACGUUCUCGGCAUUCAGUUCAAGUCACUUCACGAGUCGAUCAAGGACACUGUCAAGUCCUUCCAGUCGGUCGAAGCAUAGAUUUAAAGAAGCAACAAUGAGCUUUCAUUAUGAUCAAAAGGUUAGCUAGGUUUAAAUAACUACGAUUGCAAUGAUAAUGCCUGUACACUUUACAAUGUUAGCCGACGGUGCCGCGAAAGAAUAACAAUGAUUGAUGAGAGGAAUGAAGUGCUGUGGAUCAGGCUGUUGAGCUUUGUUGACAAUCACGAAACCUCAAGUGGGUGUUUGAAGUCCAUUUUGAGGCUCCAUGGGUUUGCGUCCCGGAG
Molecule: messenger RNA, 1630 nt
Organism: Aureobasidium subglaciale EXF-2481
Lineage: Eukaryota; Fungi; Ascomycota; Dothideomycetes; Dothideales; Saccotheciaceae
Exons: 3
Coding region: 366-1385 (339 amino acids)
Molecular function (GO): oxidoreductase activity, acting on the CH-OH group of donors, NAD or NADP as acceptor
Source: RefSeq, a predicted model, not a curated record